Ipomoea nil (Japanese morning glory) is the source of this 3231-nucleotide messenger RNA. RefSeq names its product ribosome-binding protein 1-like. NCBI's taxonomy places the organism in Eukaryota, Viridiplantae, Streptophyta, Magnoliopsida, Solanales, Convolvulaceae. The transcript has a single exon. Bases 1 to 3231 code for a protein of 1076 amino acids. The record is from RefSeq and is a predicted model, not a curated record.
AUGGAGGGAAAAGACGGACAGGCGCCCACGGGGGGCAAGGACGGGCACAACCGGCAGGAAAGAACAAAAGACAAGAACCAGAGGAAGACGGCAGCGACGAAGCAAGGGAGGAGGAGCGACGAGGAGCACAGGCAGGGAAAGGCGCGAACGGAGGGGCGGGAGGAACAAACCCGACGGGGAGGCGGAGGCCCGGAAGGGAGGGGCGCAAAAGAGAGGAGGGGCACAACGGAAGGAAGAAACCAGCCAAAGGCACGGGAGGAGCGCCAAAAGCGGAGAAGCAGGCCGGAAGGAGAGAGCGCGGAAGGGGAGCAGAAGGCGAACGAGAGGCGAGGACGGGGGGAGAAGGGAACAGAAACACGACCGCGAACGGCGAAGAGCGGGGAGGGGACACGGCGGGCACGCCCACGCAGGAAGAGAGCCCAAAAGAGAGGCAAGGCACAGAAACAGGCCAAGAACAGAAAACCAGAAGGCGAAGGCAAGAAGGGGGAAGCGGAAACAGACACCAACGGCCCAAAGAAGCGCAAGGGCCACCGCGAAAGGAAGGGAACAGGACGAGGGCGGAGAGGGCGGACAAAAGGGGGGGAGCCGGACAAACCAAAAAGGGCCCAGGAGCAAGGGGAAGAAACGAAAGACGCGAGGAAGGCGCGAAAGAAGGGAGGAAGGGGCAGGGCACCACAAGGGAAAGGGGUGCGGGCGAAGAAAGGCAGGAAGAGGGGACAACAGGGGCAGAAAGAGGGGGGACAACCAAACGGGCAAGGAAAGGAACGGAGGAAGGAGAAGAACAAAAGACGAAAGGAAGACGGGGGGAAACGGGGGACGGAGGGCGAGACGCACAAGCCAAGGGGGAAGGGAGGAAAACAAGGAAAGCCAGCAGCGGGAGGGGAGGAGCGGAAGGAGCGGGCGAAAGGAGCACGCCCACGGAGGAAGAGAGGCGGGAGCCAAAGGAAGGAGAGAACACGCAGAAGGGAGGGGACCAACGAAAGAAGGAAGAGAGAAGGCCCCACCAGGAGGGGGGCAGACGAAAGAAGCAAGAGGGGGGGCCAAGGAGAGGCCAACGAAAGGAAGAAGGAAGGAGGACAGGAGGCGCCACCAGAGGGGGACAGACGAAAAGAAGAAAAGACGCCGGCCAAAACCAAGGGGGAAGGCGGCGCAGAAGAGAGAGGGAGGAGGGGAAGCCAAAAGAAGGAGAGCAGACCACGCAACGGACGAGAGGGAGGCCAAAGAACCAAGGAAGCGGCGGGAAAAAGAAGGAAGAAAAGGGGGAGCGAAAGGGGGGAAGGGACGAAAGACAGGGGGGCCAAGGCAAACCAGAAACGGAGAAGGAGAAGGGAACGAAAGGGAGAAAGGCGAAGAAAGGGAGAGAAAGGGAGGAGCGAAGGGGGGAGGAAGGGAGGGACAGAAAACGGGCCGGGGGGCGAAAGGGGAAGGCGAGGAAAGGCAAGGAAACACGGAGGAGAGGAGGGGAGCGCAAGGACGAAAGAGGCCAGAAGAAGCGAGGGACAGAAAACGGGCCGGGGGCGAAAGGGCGACGCAAGAAGAGCCAACGGAAAGGGGAGGAGGAAACAAGGAGCAAAGGGAGGGAAGAAGCAAGGGACAGAAAACGGGCGGCAAAGGAGCAAGGAGAGGAGGACACCAACGGGCAGGGGGGGGCGGAAGAAACGGGGGGGCAAGGCAAGGAGAUGCAGGACAACCAGGAGGACAAAAAAAACGGAAGAGAGCAGGGGCCGGAGCGGAAGCCCGGGGGGCAAAGGAAGAGAGAGGACCGAAAGGGGACAGCAGAAAAGGAAGCGGCAGGAGAGAGAGGAGAAGGAUGCAGAAAGGAAGGAAAGCGGUGAGGCGAGCAGCACGGAGAAAACGACGAAACGACAGGCCGAGACAGAAGGGCCGGGGGGCGAAAGGAGGAGCAGAGGGCAGGAGGGCAGCCGAAGGAAGCAGACAAAGAGAACGAAAGGGCCGGGGGGCGAAAGGCCAGCAGAGGACAGACAAGGAAGCACAAGGGAGAGGGCGAAAACGGGAGGGGACCCGAACAGCGCAAGAGAGAAGGGAACGGAGGAAGGAGGCGGGGGCGACGCCCCAACGAAGGAGAAGGAGAAGAGCACGAGACAGGGAGCAAAGGGGAGGGGACCAACAACGCAAGAGAGAAGGGGAACGGAGGAAGGAGGCGGGGGCGACGCCCCAACGAAGGAAAAGGAGAGGAGCACGAGGCAGGGAGCAGGGCCAGCGGGAGGGGAGGUGAACGGGAGACAAGGGGAGGAAAGGAAAGAGGCGGGGCGACGCGGGAAGGAAGCGAGAAAGGGGAAGCACGGGGCAAAAGGGGAAGGGAAAGCCGAACAAACGAAAGGAAACCAACACAGGAGAGACAAGGAGGAGGGAGACGCCCAGGAAAGGGGGGCGAGACGAAGCGCGGUGAAAGACCAACGCCUGAGACAGAGGAGCGGCGCAAGGGGACGAGGAGCAACAAGGCGGGGAAGCCAGGGCCAGAGAACGAGGAGGCCGCCCCAAGAAACGGCCCGAAGGCAGGGGGGCGCAGGGGGAAGGAAAAGCGGGGGGGAGAGCGAGAAGAGGGGAGAGGCACCGAGGGAGAAGGCCGGGAAAGGGAGGAACGAAAGUGAACGGACGAAACGGGCGGAAAGGCAGGCACGACCGCAACGAAAGGGGAGGCAGAGGGCCAACGGAAGAAGGAACGUAAGAGAAGGCCAGCCGAAAGGAGGCAGGGCGAAAGGCAGAAGAAAAGGGCAGAAGCGAAAAAAAAAGAAGAGGAGGCAGGGGACAGAGAGGCAGAAAAGCAACAGAAGAAACGCAGAGAGGCGAAAGAAAGGGCAGAAACGGAAAACAAGGGAAGAGGAGCAAGAACCGCAAAGGAGACAAGGAAGAGGCAAAACAAGGAGGACGGCGAACCAAAAGAAAGCCAAAAGGGAAGAAGAAGAGAAGAGAGAGAGACGGGGAAAGGGGAAAAACGAGAAGCCCACGGGGAAAAGGGGGAAGGGCAGAAAAGCAACGGGGGGAGAAACAGGCGAAGGCACAAAGAGCAAGCCAGAGGAGAGGGGAGGCGGAAAGAAAAAAGCGCACAAAAGCGAAGGGCAGAAGGAAACGGAAGAGGAGGCACGAAGGGGAGGAAAAGCAGAAAACAAGGGAAAGAGGAGGAAAAACACCAAAGGGGGGAGGCAAGGAGGCAGACGGAACGAAAGGGGGGGCAAGGACAGCGAAAAGCAGAAGGCAAAGACGAAAUGA